GUUGCUAUGGUAAUCCAUAAAACAUUGCGUAGCUGAUUUGAAAUGAUUGUUUUUUAAUUCAUUCAUUUGUGGUUUAUAUGCUCACCUUUGUUUCAUGAGUCAAGGAUAUAAAAGGGAUGAAGAUUCACUUGACUUGCCAGGAAACUCCACUGAGAUGGAUUUGACAUCAAAUCCUGGACUUGUUCAUGAACAGAGAAGAGUUGUCACCAGAAUCAGCGUUGGAACACAAACCGACUGGAGAGACGAGGACGAGUGCCGUCACGACUAUAAAUACCCGAACCAAGGCACAUCAAAAGCUCCUCACAAGAAUUCGGGGUCGAUGUCUAAGCAGAUCAGAGUGUCGAGGAGCAGUAAAUACCACGAAGAUGGUUUACGACAAGGAACUCGCAAUGAGAGCGAUCCUAAAAACAUGAAGUCUGAGUUGGAGAUAUCCCCAGAUAAUGAAGUGUUGGAUUCGCUCAGCAAGGAAAUUCCCCGAACUCCCGCAGCCUGCCAAGGAGAAACUGAGGAGUCUUUAACUAAUCUGGACAAGAUCUCAUCCCCAAGUGGAUCAGACUCAUCAGAGGAGUUACUGCAGACUGUGUUCAACAUUUGCUGCAAGCACUGCCAGGAGCCAAAGAAACCCCCGGUGACCAGUGAUCAGAUAACCAACAGUGUUGACCCAAAAGAGUUUUUCUGCUGUGAGGAGGCAUGGAAGUUAACUGUGAAUUUGCUGAAGGGUGCAGCAGAUAUCACUAAAGAAACCGUGACUGAUAGAGACCCAGCGAUGCAGAAAGAUCAAAGGCUGAAAGGUUUGGAACUGAAAAGGGGCUCAGAUCAUCAGGCGCCUAAAGCAGGAUGCAAACAAGUACCUGCUGCCCUGCACAAUUGGCUCUCAGAUGAUACUUGGACUUCAUACCCUGAAACAGAAAUAAUGGAUUCUGAAAACACUUUAUUUUUCAAUGGAGAAAAUGCUGCACAGAAGAGAACGGCACCGCUUGUCAAACACUACAGCGGUGGUCAAACGUUCAUUGUGAUUUUUCCAGAUGGAACUGGGCAGGCGUACUAUCCAUCAGGAAGGCUCGCUCUUCUCCUUUGUGCUGCACAGUCAGCUGACUGGUGCUGUGCGGUGGUGCUGGAGGACUCACAUCUGCAGCCUCACAUUCAGGCACUCUUCACCAGCAGAGGACAGGGUACCUGUUACCACAGCAAUGGCUCCAUUUGGUACAUUAGUUAUGGUGGUGGAAUGUAA
Molecule: messenger RNA, 1231 nt
Organism: Centropristis striata (black sea bass)
Lineage: Eukaryota; Metazoa; Chordata; Actinopteri; Perciformes; Serranidae
Exons: 11
Coding region: 95-1231 (378 amino acids)
Source: RefSeq, a predicted model, not a curated record